AGGGGGGCCAGACGCCCGCGUGGGUGGGCCGCACCCUGGGCCCCGCUGGGACCCGCUAGGGCGAUCCGUGGUGCGGGCAACUGCGGAGAAGCGUCUUGAGGCAGGGGCGCUAGGAGACGCCGGGUUGCGGCCCAAGAGGCGGCGCUCUGGUUGACCUGGCCUUUGCUGCCGCCGGGGCUUUAAAGCCGCAGCCUGCGAGGUGUAUCCUUGUCUAGGUCUGCGGGAAGCUGGUUCAGGGAACCCCGCAUCGCGGCUCCCAGAGCCCCGCUUCUCGGUGUACCGCUGCGGCUGCGAAAGGCCACGCUGGAGGGUUAGGGUUCAUCAGGAGCGACAGUACCACCCUAGGCCGCCUGUGCUUGAGAAUUGCGAGGAGACCCACUUCCAGUCUGGAGGCCGACGUGAACGUUGGGCGUGUUUUGAGCGGGGAUGUGGUCUGUCUAUAGAAGGCUGGGUAAAAACAAAAUCUUUUACCAGUCCUCCACUAAAGAGACAUCCUGUGGAGCUGAAAGCCUCAAGAGCCCGCGCUCUCACGCCCCCGUCUCUGGUCCUACCGGCGUCCGCGGCCGAUCUGUUUUAAAUAUAUUUUUGCAAGUCCUGGUGUUCUGGCUGUAUGAGGGUGCUCUUGGAGCCCUCCUCUCCUGCUUGGUGCUCUGCUAGAAGAAGAGAGAGGCAUGCACUCAAACCUGCCCAGCCGGCUGCCUCCCAAGGAGAUGGUGCUUAAUUUAAGAGAAGAGUCAGUUUUGCAGAGUUGUUAAAGUCACACCAGCCUCGAGGAGCCUCCAGGUUCUGGUGCUGCAGGAACAUGCCAAAGUCCUGAGGGCAGGAGACUUAUCAGAGGAGGACCACGCAACUGUGAAGCCUCUCAGCAGAAGUUCUGGCAGUUUCCUCGGCAGAGGUGGACAGGCGCAGUCGGGGAGUCAUCAUCAUGCUGCAGCAGCUUUUGAUCACUCUGCCCACUGAGGCCAGCACCUGGGUGAAGCUGCACCACCCACAGAGGGCCAAGGAGGGGAUGCCCCUGUGGGAGGACGUGACUAAGAUUUUUGAAGGAGAAGCUCUGCUACCUCAGGGUGCUGAUGAGACCCAGGGAGAAGGUUUAAAGGAUGAAGGGACCUCUGGGGCUCGAACAGCAGAAUCCCAGGAACAAUUGACCUUCAAGGACAUAUCUGUGAACUUCACCCAGGAGGAGUGGAGGCAGCUGACCCCUGCUCACCGGAACCUGUACCGGGAGGUGAUGCUGGAGAACUAUGGGAACCUGGUCUCCGUGGCAGGAUAUGAACUUUCCAAACCUAGGGUGAUUUCCAAGUUGGAAGAAGGAGAAGAGCCAUGGAUAACAGAGAAAGAAGGCCCAGGACAUUGCAGUUCAGACUUGAGUAAAGCAGAAACCAAUAUGUCAACUGCAAAGAAUGAUAUUUUACAGGAACAGUUAUAUCAAGGCAUCAUGAUGGAAAGGUUCAUGAGGGAUGAUGUCAUUGAUUCCACAUUGAGAAAAGUCUCCAGAUAUAAUGAUGAGUUAGAAAGGCAUCAGGACACCCAUGGAAGAAAUGUAAGACAAGCCAUCUUGACCCAUAAGAAGAGAGGCCAAGAAACUAACAAAUUUGGGGAAAAUAUUGUGAGUUCAAAUGUUAUUAUAGAACAGAGGUACCAUAAAUAUGACACACUUAGAAAGAGGAACAAAUACAAAUUAGAUCUGAUUAAUCAUCCGAGUUAUAUAAGAACAAAAACCUAUGAGUGUAACAUAUGUGAAAAAAUCUUCAAACAACCCAUUCAUCUUACUGAACACAUGAGAAUUCAUACUGGGGAGAAACCUUUCCGAUGUAAGGAGUGUGGUAGGGCCUUUAGUCAAAGCGCAUCUCUUAAUACCCACCAGAGAAUCCAUACUGGUGAGAAACCCUUUGAAUGUGAAGAAUGUGGCAAAGCUUUCAGACAUCGCUCCUCUCUUAAUCAGCAUCACAGAACUCACACUGGGGAGAAACCCUAUGUAUGUGAUAAAUGUCAGAAAGCUUUCAGCCAGAACAUUAGCUUGAUCCAACAUUUGAGAACUCAUUCUGGAGAGAAACCCUUUACAUGCAAUGAAUGCGGGAAAACCUUUCGACAAAUUCGACACCUUAGUGAACAUGUAAGAAUUCAUACUGGGGAGAAGCCCUAUGCGUGCACUGCAUGUUGUAAAACCUUUAGUCAUAGAGCAUAUCUAACACAUCACCAGAGGAUCCAUACUGGGGAGAGACCUUACAAAUGUAAAGAAUGUGGGAAAGCCUUUAGGCAGAGGAUCCACCUUAGCAAUCAUAAAACUGUUCAUACAGGAGUGAAAGCAUAUGAGUGCAACCGCUGUGGAAAAGCCUAUAGGCAUGACUCAUCCUUUAAGAAACAUCAGAGACAUCACACUGGAGAAAAACCUUAUGAAUGUAAUGAAUGUGGAAAAGCCUUCAGCUAUAAUUCAUCACUUACUCGGCACCAUGAAAUACACAGGAGGAAUAACUUCAGAAAUAAUGUGUAAAAACAGAUUAUCCAACAUGAGAACAAAAGCCAAGUCUAAAUCAGUGAUUCUGUGCUUUUAAAUAGAGCUCUAAAUUUGAGUUAUCGAUACAAUGAUACCAACUUCUAAUUUUGCCAAUUGUAUAAACACUACAUUGAUAACUGUUAUCUACUGUCACCUCUAUACAAAGUACUUAAUCAAGAAUAAAGGAUGGUUCUUCCAAUUCAGCAAUCUGGAAAAUUCACACAUUAUUUUUCUGAUUUCAUGGUGAAUUAAUAAAUAAUUCUUCAUGGGCAUUCACUGAUUUACAGGUAAGCUUUUAGGAACUACUGUUUAAAAUGUAACCACCCCCCAUGUUUUAAAUUAAUUUAUUUUUAAUGGGGAAAACUUGCACAUGGCACAAAGUUCAAAAGGCACAGACAGUUCUAUAAGUGAGAAGUAUCCUUCCUUCAUUCCCACCAUCAAAUUCUACCUAAAGGCAACAAUUUUUUAUAACUAAAAAUUUUUUUGUGUACCCUUUCAGAGAAUUUUCUAUUUAUAUCCUAGAGAAUACAAA
Molecule: messenger RNA, 3029 nt
Organism: Pteronotus mesoamericanus
Lineage: Eukaryota; Metazoa; Chordata; Mammalia; Chiroptera; Mormoopidae
Gene: ZFP69
Product: ZFP69 zinc finger protein
Exons: 6
Coding region: 926-2494 (522 amino acids)
Biological process (GO): regulation of transcription by RNA polymerase II
Molecular function (GO): RNA polymerase II cis-regulatory region sequence-specific DNA binding; DNA-binding transcription factor activity, RNA polymerase II-specific
Source: RefSeq, a predicted model, not a curated record